AUGAUUGAAAUAGCGCGAACAGCUGUGGUACCAAGACUGGCUGUACUGGCGCGAGUUGCUGUGACUUCACAAGUAAUUGUGGCGCUGCAUAUAGUUGUAACACCACGAAUUGUUGUGGCGCCACGAACAAUUCCGGAACCACGAAUAAGUGCCGAGCCACGAACAGUUCUGGACAGGCUUCUGGAACCCAGCGUCUCACUUCCUUUAGUACCACAUAAAUUUGUUGUUUCAUCAAACGCUUCAACGUCUCAACGCGCAAUGUGGCAUGCAUCACCGGACAAAAAGGUAACUGACGCAGAUUUUGGCCGAACAGUCCCGGUGGAAGAUUCAUCCGAGAUGUAA
This is a messenger RNA of Gongylonema pulchrum, 342 nucleotides long. NCBI's taxonomy places the organism in Eukaryota, Metazoa, Nematoda, Chromadorea, Rhabditida, Gongylonematidae. The record is from the annotation of a GenBank genome assembly.